ACUAUCUCUCUCUCUACCCGUCGACUUCACAUGGCUUCCACCGCCGCAACUGCAGCUCUUUCGAUCAUCAAAUCCACCGGUGGCGCCGCCGUUACCCGCUCCUCCCGCGCCUCUUUCUUACCCAUUACCUCCACCGCUGUCUCCGCACGUCGCCUCGGCUUCUCCGCUGUCGUUGACUCGCGUUUCUCCGUCCACGUGGCUUCCAAGGUCCAGUCCGUGCGCGGAAAGGGCACCAGGGGAGUGAUUACGAUGGCGAAGAAGAGUGUUGGAGAUCUGACUUCUGCGGAUUUGAAGGGGAAGAAGGUGUUUGUUAGAGCUGAUCUCAAUGUACCUCUCGAUGACAACCAGAAUAUCACUGACGACACUAGAAUCAGAGCCGCCAUUCCCACCAUUAAGUUUUUGAUUGAGAAUGGUGCUAAGGUCAUCCUCUCCACUCAUCUGGGAAGGCCAAAGGGUGUCACUCCAAAGUUUAGCUUGACUCCUCUUGUUCCCAGAUUGUCAGAACUCCUUGGUAUUGAGGUCGUGAAAGCUGAUGAUUGUAUUGGUCCAGAAGUGGAAAGCUUGGUGGCUUCCCUUCCUGAAGGAGGAGUUUUGCUUCUUGAGAACGUGAGGUUUUACAAGGAGGAAGAGAAGAACGAACCUGAGUUUGCUAAGAAGCUUGCUUCUCUAGCUGACCUUUAUGUCAAUGAUGCUUUCGGGACUGCUCAUAGAGCCCAUGCUUCAACAGAGGGAGUCACUAAGUUCUUGAAGCCAUCAGUUGCUGGUUUCCUUUUGCAAAAGGAGUUGGACUACCUUGUGGGUGCGGUUUCAAACCCAAAGAGACCAUUUGCUGCCAUUGUGGGAGGUUCCAAGGUCUCAUCUAAGAUUGGAGUUAUCGAAUCUCUUCUUGAGAAAUGUGACAUUCUUCUGCUUGGUGGUGGAAUGAUCUUUACAUUCUACAAGGCGCAAGGUCUUUCUGUUGGCUCUUCCCUUGUUGAAGAAGACAAGCUUGAAUUGGCUACAUCACUCCUUGCCAAGGCUAAGGCCAGAGGAGUCUCUCUGUUGUUACCAACAGAUGUUGUGAUUGCUGACAAGUUUGCUCCUGAUGCCAACAGCAAGAUUGUGCCAGCUUCAGCCAUUCCUGAUGGGUGGAUGGGAUUGGACAUCGGUCCAGACUCGGUGAAAACUUUCAACGAAGCUCUGGAUACCACACAGACAGUCAUUUGGAAUGGACCAAUGGGAGUAUUCGAGUUUGAAAAGUUUGCACAAGGAACUGAGGCGGUAGCGAAUAAACUAGCAGAGCUAAGCAAAAAGGGAGUGACAACGAUAAUAGGAGGAGGAGACUCGGUGGCAGCAGUGGAGAAAGUGGGAGUAGCAGGAGUCAUGAGUCACAUCUCCACAGGUGGUGGAGCCAGUUUGGAGCUCUUGGAAGGCAAAGUGCUUCCCGUUCCUUCUCCUUCUCCUUCCUCUCCUGUCAAGCUCGCUUUAGCCAUGGCUAUGGCGGCGUCUAUUAUCCAAUCUUCUCCGCUCUCGUUCAAUAGUAACAACGGAAAGCUGCAAAUUCAUAGUUCAGGAUCGCUCGGCGGAAUCAAAUUGCAAAAUAGAGUAUCUCCAUUGGGAUUGAGCUCAGGCCUUGGAAGUAGAAGGCAAUCUCUUUUGAUAUGUCACUCAGCCAUUAACGCAAAAUGCAGUGAAGGACAAACACAGACCGUUACUCGGGAGUCACCGACAAUAACACAGGCUCCUGUCCACUCUAAGGAGAAAUCACCAAGCCUAGACGAUGGAGGAGACGGGUUCCCACCGCGAGAUGAUGGAGAUGGAGGUGGUGGAGGAGGUGGUGGAGGCAACUGGUCAGGUGGGUUCUUCUUCUUUGGUUUUCUGGCCUUCUUGGGUCUAUUGAAGGAUAAAGAGGGCGAGGAAGAUUACCGAGGGAGCAGAAGGCGAUAGAAAAUAUGGGUCAUGGGAUUAGUUUUGGUUGAGAAUCACAUUUGGUUAAUCUUAUUACAGCUACAGGUCUCAUUUUGUGUCUGUUUCGUUGAGUGAGGGAUGACUACAUAUGAUAUGCGUUGUAUUCAAGAGAAGAGACUGUUGUUUUCAACAAAGCUGUUACUUAUAUAACUCUUGAAAUCUGGAGAAAAUAAAACACAGGAAAACUAUUCUUGUUAAGAAAAAUAGUUUUCCUGU
Messenger RNA from Arabidopsis arenosa, 2163 nucleotides. Lineage: Eukaryota; Viridiplantae; Streptophyta; Magnoliopsida; Brassicales; Brassicaceae. The record is from the annotation of a GenBank genome assembly.